Molecule: messenger RNA, 734 nt
Organism: Rhodamnia argentea
Lineage: Eukaryota; Viridiplantae; Streptophyta; Magnoliopsida; Myrtales; Myrtaceae
Product: zinc finger protein 219-like
Exons: 2
Coding region: 83-619 (178 amino acids)
Source: RefSeq, a predicted model, not a curated record
GUGGACACGCUCCAUAGUACAGUACAGGCUAAACUCCAAGACUCCAUUUAUAACUGGGGAGAGAGAGCGACAGAGGGGAGAGAUGGCGUCCUCCAGAGGAAGAAUGUCCGCCCUUCUCAGUCUCUGCUGCCUCUUCUCCACCGAUUUUACUCAAUCGGAAGCGAGAGAAUUGCGGCCCUCCGAUCACGGCCUGCAGUACCAAGAUCCGCCGCCUGCCGGAGCGAAGCCGGCCCCGGAGAUGGCGUCCUUCUUCGGGGCCUCGCCGCCGUCGCCUCCCUCUUCUAAUUCUUCCGCGUCGUCCCCGGGGAUGGCGCUCCCGAACGCGAUGAACUCGAGCAAUGACCCGUGGUGGCGAGGAGGAGGAUAUGGCGGCGGCGGUGGGGAAGGAGGAAGAGGGAGGAGAGAUCGGGUGAGAGGCGCGCUCUUGGUGGCGAGCAUCGUUUGCGGAAUCACCGGCAUCGUUCUGCUGUUAGCUUCCGGGCUGUUUUUUCUCUUCAAGUUUCGAAAGGAGGGGUCUGAUCCGGCGGCGGCGGCAGCUCCACCUCCUCCUCCGCUCUGGCCACCGCUGCCGCUUCCUCCGCUAGUGGCAUCCGGACGGGCGGAAGAUUAUAAAAAGUGAACCGGUUCACGGUCAUCAUUAUUAGUAUUGUAGUUCAUUCUUGCUAAACGCCAUGUCAAUUAUGUGAAGUAAUAUCACAAAAUUAUUCAUUACUACAAAGAACAAGCCAUGUUGC